Varanus komodoensis (Komodo dragon) is the source of this 7013-nucleotide messenger RNA. RefSeq names its product PDS5 cohesin associated factor B (gene PDS5B). The transcript is spliced from 35 exons. Gene Ontology annotation, cellular component: chromatin; nucleus. Gene Ontology annotation, biological process: mitotic sister chromatid cohesion; DNA repair. Gene Ontology annotation, molecular function: DNA binding. Lineage: Eukaryota; Metazoa; Chordata; Lepidosauria; Squamata; Varanidae. The record is from RefSeq and is a predicted model, not a curated record. The coding region runs from base 145 to 4515 and encodes 1456 amino acids.
GGCUGCGGCGGGGAAGGACGGCGGCUACCCUAGCCUAGCCCGGCGGGCCAGAGAGGAGCGGACGGGCUCGCUGCGCGUUGUCGGAUACGCUUACGGGAGGACAGCGGCGGCCGGCCGGCCAGGGGAAGGUUUUAGAACAGCAUCAUGGCUCACUCAAAGACAAGAGCCAAUGAUGGAAAAAUUACAUAUCCCCCAGGAGUUAAAGAAAUAUCUGAUAAAAUUUCUAAAGAAGAGAUGGUUCGGCGAUUAAAAAUGGUUGUAAAAACCUUCAUGGAUAUGGACCAGGAUUCUGAAGAAGAAAAGGAGCUAUAUCUAAACCUUGCUUUACAUCUUGCUUCUGAUUUUUUUCUUAAGCAUCCUGAUAAAGAUGUACGCUUACUCGUAGCAUGUUGUCUUGCUGAUAUCUUUAGAAUAUAUGCUCCUGAAGCACCAUACACUUCACCAGAUAAACUUAAGGAUAUAUUUAUGUUCAUAACAAGACAGUUGAAAGGAUUGGAAGACACAAAAAGCCCACAGUUCAAUAGAUAUUUUUAUUUACUAGAGAACAUUGCAUGGGUCAAAUCUUACAACAUAUGCUUUGAAUUAGAGGAUAGCAAUGAAAUAUUUACACAACUUUACAGAACAUUGUUUUCUGUAAUCAACAAUGGUCAUAACCAAAAGGUUCAUAUGCACAUGGUAGAUUUGAUGAGCUCUAUCAUUUGUGAAGGUGAUACAGUGUCUCAGGAGCUUUUGGAUACAGUUUUAGUUAACCUGGUACCUGCACACAAGAACUUAAACAAGCAAGCAUAUGACCUGGCAAAGGCAUUAUUGAAGAGAACAGCUCAAGCUAUUGAGCCCUACAUUACUAAUUUCUUUAAUCAAGUGCUUAUGUUAGGAAAAACUUCUAUCAGUGAUCUCUCAGAGCACGUUUUUGACUUAAUUUUGGAGCUAUACAAUAUUGAUAGCCAUCUUUUACUCUCAGUUUUGCCACAGCUUGAAUUCAAGCUUAAGAGCAAUGACAAUGAAGAACGCCUGCAGGUUGUAAAACUAUUAGCAAAAAUGUUUGGGGCCAAGGAUUCAGAAUUAGCAUCUCAAAACAAACCGCUAUGGCAAUGCUACUUGGGGAGGUUUAACGAUAUCCAUGUACCUAUCCGUCUUGAAUGUGUGAAAUUUGCUAGUCACUGCCUUAUGAACCAUCCAGACCUAGCCAAGGAUUUAACAGAAUAUCUUAAAGUGAGGUCUCACGACCCUGAAGAGGCCAUUAGGCAUGAUGUUAUUGUAUCGAUAGUUACUGCUGCUAAGAAAGAUCUCUUGCUUGUCAAUGAUCAUCUACUUAACUUUGUGAGAGAGCGAACACUUGAUAAACGGUGGAGAGUGAGAAAAGAAGCUAUGAUGGGACUUGCACAAAUCUACAAGAAAUAUUCCUUGCAGUCAGAAGCAGGAAAGGAAGCUGCAAAACAGAUUGCUUGGAUAAAGGAUAAGCUGUUGCACAUAUAUUAUCAAAACAGUAUUGAUGAUCGACUGCUGGUGGAGCGCAUCUUUGCCCAGUACAUGGUUCCACACAAUUUGGAAACAAAUGAAAGAAUGAAAUGCUUGUACUAUCUUUAUGCAACUCUGGAUUCAAAUGCUGUUAAGGCAUUGAAUGAAAUGUGGAAAUGUCAAAAUCUGCUGCGGCACCAAGUGAAGGAUUUGGUUGACUUAAUCAAGCAGCCAAAAACAGAUGCCAGCAGUAAAGCUAUAUUUUCAAAAGUGAUGGUAAUAACAAGGAACUUGCCAGACCCUGGCAAAGCACAGGAUUUCAUGAAGAAAUUCACUCAGGUUCUGGAAGAUGAUGACAAAAUAAGGCACCAGCUAGAAACACUUGUUAGUCCAGUUUGUUCUUGUAAACAAGCUGAAGGAUGUGUGAGAGAAAUUACAAAGAAGUUAGGCAAUCCCAAACAACCUACAAACCCAUUCCUUGAAAUGAUAAAGUUCCUUCUGGAGAGGAUAGCUCCAGUGCACAUUGAUACAGAAUCUAUCAGUGCCCUGAUUAAACAAGUGAACAAAUCUAUAGAUGGAACAGCGGAUGAUGAAGAUGAAGGUGUACCUACUGAUCAAGCAAUCAGAGCUGGUCUUGAAUUGCUUAAGGUGCUUUCGUUUACACACCCUAUCUCAUUCCAUUCAGCUGAAACUUUUGAAUCCCUCCUGGCUUGUCUGAAAAUGGAUGAUGAAAAGGUAGCUGAAGCUGCAUUGCAAAUUUUCAAGAACACAGGAAGCAAAAUUGAGGAGGACUUUCCACACAUCCGAUCAGCUUUGCUUCCUGUUUUGCAUCAUAAAGCUAAAAAAGGACCACCUCGUCAAGCCAAGUAUGCCAUUCACUGCAUCCAUGCAAUAUUUUCCAGCAAAGAAACACAAUUUGCACAGAUAUUUGAGCCACUGCAUAAGAGUCUUGAUCCAAGCAAUCUUGAACAUCUGAUUACACCUCUGGUUUCCAUUGGCCACAUAGCCUUGUUGGCACCUGAUCAGUUUGCUGCUCCAUUGAAAUCUUUGGUAGCCACUUUCAUUGUUAAAGACUUAUUAAUGAGUGACAGGAUGCCAGGCAAAAAGACAACUAAGCUCUGGGUGCCUGAUGAAGAAGUUUCUCCUGAGACUCUUGUAAAGAUUCAGGCCAUCAAGAUGAUGGUUCGAUGGUUGCUAGGAAUGAAGAAUAAUCACAGUAAAUCAGGAACCUCUACCCUGAGGUUGUUAACAACAAUAUUACACAGCGAUGGAGACCUGACGGAACAGGGGAAAAUUAGCAAACCUGAUAUGUCUCGUUUGAGGCUAGCUGCUGCUAGUGCUGUUGUGAAGCUGGCACAGGAGCCUUGUUAUCAUGAAAUCAUCACAUUAGAACAGUAUCAGCUGUGUGCACUAGCCAUUAAUGAUGAGUGUUACCAGGUUAGGCAAGCAUUUGCCCAGAAACUUCAUAAAGGCCUAUCAAGGCUACGGUUACCUCUGGAGUAUAUGGCUAUUUGUGCAUUGUGUGCAAAAGACCCAGUAAAAGAGAGAAGAGCUCAUGCAAGACAAUGCCUAGUGAAAAACAUAAAUGUGAGACGGGAGUAUCUAAAACAGCAUGCAGCUGUUAGUGAGAAACUUUUGUCACUUCUACCAGAGUAUGUUGUUCCAUAUACGAUCCAUCUUCUAGCACAUGAUCCUGAUUAUGUCAAAGUUCAAGAUAUUGAACAGCUGAAAGACAUUAAAGAGUGUCUUUGGUUCAUCCUGGAAAUACUGAUGGCUAAAAAUGAAAAUAAUAGUCAUGCAUUUAUCAGAAAAAUGGUAGAAAACAUUAAACAAACAAAAGAUGCUCAAGGACCUGAAGAUCCAAAAAUGAAUGAAAAACUUUACACAGUAUGCGAUAUAGCAAUGAACAUCAUCAUGUCAAAGAGUACGACAUAUAGUUUGGAAUCUCCCAAAGACCCUGUACUUCCAGCUCGAUAUUUCACUCAACCUGACAAGAAUUUCAGUAAUACCAAAAACUACCUUCCUCCAGAAAUGAAAUCAUUUUUCACUCCAGGAAAGCCCAAAGCAGCCAAUGUUCUUGGAGCAGUUAAUAAGCCUCUCUCAUCAGCAGGCAAGCAGUCUCAAUCUAAGUCUUCCCGAAUGGAAACUGUAAGCAAUGCCAGCAGCAAUUCAAACCCAAGUUCACCUGGAAGAAUCAAAGCGAGACUUGACAGUACUGAAAUGGACCACAGUGAAAAUGAAGACUACACAAUGGCUUCACCCUUGCCAGGAAAGAAGAAUGACAAGAAAGAUGACUCUGAAAUUUCAGAGCUGGAAAAGCCCAGAGGUAGGAAGAAAAUCAUUACAGACUCAGAAGAGAAGUUGGGCAUAGAUGACCUGAGUAAACUGGGACAAGAACCUAAACUUAGAAGUGGGCAGCGAGGGAGAAAGAGAGUAGCAGCUAUUUCAGAACCUGAAGAACCUCAGUGGCCAGAUGAAAAGAGACUAAAGGAAGAUGUCCUAGAAAGUGAAGAUGAACAAAACAGCCCACCAAAGAAAGGAAGAAGAGGGCGACCUCCCAAGGCAGCUAUGGGGGGCGCACAGAAAGAAGAACCAGCAGCAAAGUCAUCUAAACGAGGUAGAAAAAAACCUACAUCAGUUAAACCUGUAGAAGAAGAGGAGGGGGAGGAAGAGGAGGAGGAGGAAGAGGAGGAAGAGGAAGAAGAAGAAAGACAAAUGGAAAAUAUAGAGCAGAAACCCAAAGGACGGCAGUACAAGACACCAAGAAAAACACAACAGAGAUCUGAAUCAUCUGAAAUAAGUACAGCUGAAUCCAAUCAGUCUACACCACAGAAAAAACGAGGAAGACCACCCAAAACAGCAUCCUCACAGCCAAAAAAAGGAAGAGGUGGACGGACAAAGCAAACUGCAAGUAAAGAAAAUGAAUCAAAUGAAGAGAUGGAUGUAUUUCAAAGUAGUUCUCCUGCUCAGGAUAUUUCCCAAGAAGUAACAAUGGAGGAAGAGAAAGUUUCUACAGUCAGAGUAAGCCGGAGGACGUCCAAAAGGGAAAGGCGAUGAACAAGCCAUAUUACCAGCUUUUUUAAGUGAAAUCUUUGAAGAAUGCUCUUACUAUAAAGUUUCAGGCUGAAAAAAAGCUGUUGGUGCUCACAAUGGGGUUGUUGAAGACAGUUAGACCAAUCUCUAUUUCUUGCCCCGGCUUUUGCAUUUCCUAGGUCACAAACAUAAGCCACACACAUGUUAAUAUCAUCAACAGUGGUUUUCUUUUUGUGAAGUGUAAUGUGCGCUGGCUAUAUAGACACAUGAACUAAAGAAACCGCCUGUAAAUAAUCCUUUUUUUAAAUGUUUCUGACUUCUAAAGUGCUUGUAUAGCUUUUACUGCGGCUUUAAACCUGACAAUACCAGAACUGUUAGAUUUAUUGAUUUUGAAAAAGGAAAAAAAAAAGUUAGAAUGGAUAUCAAGCAAUAUCUGUCAGUGUCUGUGUUUUUUAUUUUUCUUGACAUUUAACUGUGAAAAAAUCAGCUUGACAAAAUAGUGACAUUUUGACACUAUUUGUUAGAAAGUAAAAGAAAAUACAUGGUCUCUCUUUCUUUAUGUAUCUAAUCCAGUGUUUACCUUUGGCACCCAUCUGUCUUCAGAGGUGCCAAAUUGCUUUUGAAUGAUGUGGGAUAAAAUAAAACAGCAAGAUGCAGAUUUGUGAAAGAAGAUUUCAUUUUAUGCAGCUCAGUAUUGAUAACCAGGCUCCUGGACCUCUCAUGGCAUUGAGCAUUUAAAAAGGAUUUAAUAUUUUAAUUUUUUAUGUGUUAUUAAAUAAUGUAAUGAGAGCCUAUCCUCUUAUUUUCCAUAUUAGCUUUUGUUAAUCUGCUGUAUCAAUAAAAUUCUGUAACUGAAUUUUUAAUAGUCUAGUAUGUCAAUGUGUAUAUUCCCUCCUGGACAUUAUAUUCAAAAAGAGCAAAUUAUUACAUUAUAAUAUGAAACCUGAUGCCCGAGCUUUAGUGAAAAUGCAGGUUUUAUUACCAUGUAAAGUUAAUUGGAAAGAAAAUUUUAUUGAUGCAGUCUGUCUUUAUAAAGCUGUUCUUUCUUCAGAGCCAAGUGUUUUGUAUUUCACAGUGAGUUGCAUGUUUAUGAAAAAAUGUAAUGAAAUUGCAAUGUAAUUUUUUAAAAGUCUUAAUCUGGCUGUAGGAUAUGCUACAUUGCCUCAUGAGAAGAACCUUCUACCAAGAGUUUAUUGUACUUUUUUUUGUUAAUCAUUUUUUAUGUGGGAGUAUGGGUAAGGGGAGGUGGGACUUAAUAAGAACAUGUUUUUAUUUGAAUGAUCAGCUGCAAAAAUAUUUCAGUCAGGGUAUUCAGAAUAUGUAUGGAGCAAAAAUUUGUCUUGCCUGUAAGUAGUUGAACAUCUUCCUUAGGUACAAUUACAAACCUAGGAGGAAACUACUUGAGGAAUUGUUCUGUAUGCAGUUUCACAAACUGUCUUUGAACCAAAAUGUAUAGGUUACUAUUUAUGCUUAGCCAGGCAAACUUUAUAGUUUAACAUGCUGUUUUCCUCCUGCUCACUAGAAGUACAUGUGAGAGAAUUAAAUUUUAAAUUAUUAAUAUUUUAUCUCAUGGAAUAAUGGAACAUUGUCAUAAAUUAACAGAAACAUCUUUUUAAGUUAUAAUUCCAAGGGAAUAUAAGCUGGGGAAGGGUGAAACACUAUGGUAAUGUCAAAACAUGUUUGCAAGUAUAUUUUUCAGAAGAAAUUCAACUUUUUCUAAGCUUUUUUUUAUUAUAUAGUUUGUAUUUUUUUUUAAUCAGCAACAGCAAUAGACAAAGCCAAACAGUUUGUGUUGAUCAAGCUGUUCUGCUUUAAGUGCUUUUUCUAAUAGCUCUUUUAGCUAGUAAUUAUGAUUCUUCAGCUGCCCUAUAUUUUUAUGCCCAUAGACUUGGGUAACAGCUGUCUAAAAACAUUAGGUGAAGGUGGCUCAGUUGAUGUCACCAAGAAAUUUCCCUAGCACAAAGUAACCUCGAUGGUUCAAAAGUUUAGCAGUGCAAAUGAUAGUUUUUAUAUCCUAGAAAAGAAAAAAAAAAUAGAAAGGUAGUAUCACAUUUUCUUCACUGACAAUUGCACUGACAACAUUUAUGGAAUAUAUAUCUAAGACCAUUUUAUACAAAGUAUUGAAAUGGAUAUUCAAACUGCUUGCAGAGUGUUGAAGAUUUAUUUGCAUGAAUAUAGUUUGAUCAUAUUUCCUUUAAUAUUGCUGCACAUCAAUUAAUCAUAAAAUAUUAAUGUUAAAUUUACUCUAUAGUUUGGCAGUUUAAAUGGUUAUUUCUUCAAUUAUAAUUUUUAAUUGGGAAAACAAGUGCAGAUGAAAUAAUGUUUAUCCCAUUUAGAUUUUAUUCUUCUCAUACAAGUAUAAUGAGUAUCUUAUGUACUAACACUUUGAGAUCUGCCUACAGUAGGUACAGUAAAAUAAUGUAAAAGAGAGAUGAUACGCUAAAAUUCAGUUAGCGUGCUCUUCAAUUAUGUUCAGUUUAUAGUAUGUACUGUAUAACAUUAAACACUCAAAUUGAACUCCC